Molecule: messenger RNA, 1407 nt
Organism: Trypanosoma theileri
Lineage: Eukaryota; Euglenozoa; Kinetoplastea; Trypanosomatida; Trypanosomatidae
Product: putative adenylosuccinate lyase
Exons: 1
Coding region: 1-1407 (468 amino acids)
Biological process (GO): IMP biosynthetic process
Molecular function (GO): N6-(1,2-dicarboxyethyl)AMP AMP-lyase (fumarate-forming) activity
Source: RefSeq, a predicted model, not a curated record
AUGGCAGGUAAAGAAGACUCAAGGGUUACAGUGGAUUACACUUGUGACAAUCCCCUUUUCGCCCUUUCUCCAUUAGAUGGACGAUAUAAGCGUAAUACUACUUCACUACGCGGUUACUUUUCUGAGUAUGCUUUCUUCAAGUAUCGUGUGCGUGUCGAAGUAGAGUACCUUGUAGCACUCUGUAAGGAGGUACCGGCAAUAAUCCCUCUCCGUGAUGUCAGUGAUGCUCAGUUGCAGCAACUCCGAGAACUCGCAGUGAACCAGUUUUCCCUUGCUGAUGCGGAGGAAAUUAAGAAGACUGAGCGUGUGACAAAUCACGAUAUCAAGGCGGUGGAGUAUUUUUUGAAAGAGCGCAUGAACAGCUGUGGUCUAGGGCACUUGUCUGAAUUUGUGCACUUUGGCCUUACUUCACAGGACAUCAACAACACCGCAAUUCCAAUGAUGCUUCGAGAUGCAAUGACAUCAGUAUACCUUCCAGGUCUUGAUGGCGUUAUUUCUGCACUGGAAAACAAACUCAGCGAGUGGGAUGUACCGAUGCUCGCACGCACACACGGUCAACCGGCAUCACCGACGAAUCUGGCGAAGGAGUUUUUGGUGUGGAUUGAGCGACUGAAGGAGCAACGUCGUCAUAUUGUUGAAAUCCCUACCACAGGCAAGUUUGGCGGCGCAACUGGAAACUUCAACGCACACCUUGUGGCAUACCCAUCAGUGGAUUGGCGUGCUUUCGGGGAUUUGUUUCUUUCUAAGUAUUUGGGACUUAAAAGACAAAAGUAUACAACACAGAUUGAACAUUAUGAUAAUUUGGCUGCCUUGUGUGACGCUUGUGCACGGGUUCAUGUUAUCCUUAUUGAUCUUUGUCGAGACGUCUGGCAGUACAUCUCAAUGGGGUUCUUUCAUCAGCGUGUAAAAGCGGGAGAAGUUGGUAGCAGUGCAAUGCCGCACAAAGUGAAUCCAAUUGACUUUGAAAAUGCAGAAGGAAAUUUAUUUUUGGCUAAUGCUAUGUUAAGCUUAUUUUCAUCUAAAUUACCUAUAUCACGCCUUCAGCGUGAUUUAACCGAUAGCACCGUACUUCGCAAUUUGGGUGUACCAGUUGGACACGCUUGUAUCGCCUUUUCUUCUAUUUUACGGGGUCUUGAUAAGUUAUUGGUGAGCCGUGCGACAAUUGAGAAGGACCUCUCCAAUAAUUGGGCAGUGGUGGCAGAAGGUAUUCAAACUAUUCUUCGCCGCGAAUGUUACCCAAAGCCAUACGAAGCUCUAAAGGAUUUGACGCGUGGUAAUCAAGAUGUGACAGAAGAGACAGUACAUAAAUUUAUUAUGGGUCUUACUGGUAUCUCAGAGGAUGUGCGGCGUGAACUGCUAUCCAUUACACCUUUCACUUAUGUGGGGUACGUCCGCCCGCACAUGUAA